This is a messenger RNA of Aegilops tauschii subsp. strangulata, 843 nucleotides long. The record is from RefSeq and is a predicted model, not a curated record. NCBI's taxonomy places the organism in Eukaryota, Viridiplantae, Streptophyta, Magnoliopsida, Poales, Poaceae.
AUGUCGUGCCUAGCACACCUGGCCCUUUUCAGCAGGAUCGGGGGCAAGGACCUGACGCCCCCGACGCCACUGGACCUCGUCGUCGCCCGAAGGCCUCCCCAUCGCCGGACCACCCCACCGUCGCUGCUCGUCGCCAGGAGCUCCUUCGUCUCCGCCUCGCGUCCUCGUCCUCCUCCCCGCCGGCCUGCCUCCCCACCGCACGUCGUCUCCGACCUCUUCCCUGAGCACCGCUGCCCGAAUCCCUACGCCCCCUGUGAGCUCCUCCUCUCUCCCUCGCGCACGCGCUCACGGACGUGGCCUCCUUCCCGCGGCUCUGCUGUCGCCGUCGUGAUCCCGCUUGGCCCCUCGCGUUGUCCCGCCUGCACGCGCUCGCCCCGCACGCGCCUUGCCCGCACGCCGCCCGCGCGCCGCGACCUCCGCCCGCACCCGCGCCCGGAGCUCACUCCGCUGUGGCCUCGCCCCGCCCGGCGUGGCCCCGCGCACGCGCGGCCGAGCCCUGCCUCGCUCUGCCGCUGCGCUGGUCGCCCGCAGCUCGGCCGCGCCCGCGUCGCGCCCCUGCCCUCCUCCCUAGCCGGGCGCGUGUGCCGCCUCUGCCCCGCACCAGCCCGUCUCCUCUACCCGUCGUACGCGGUUGCUCGCCGCGCGGCGUCACCAGCCGCCGCCCGCGCUCGGAUCCGCCCCAGUCCGGCGCCCGCGCCCGACGCUGCCUUCCCGCCGGCGUCCCCCUCCGACGACCGGUCGGCCUCGCCGGCCUCAUUCGCCGCAGCGCCCGAGGGCGUGCGCCCGAUCGGGCCCCGCCCGCACCCGCUAUGGCCCCUGGGGCCAAUGACAUGUGGGGCCUAG